Molecule: messenger RNA, 833 nt
Organism: Prunus avium (sweet cherry)
Lineage: Eukaryota; Viridiplantae; Streptophyta; Magnoliopsida; Rosales; Rosaceae
Source: RefSeq, a predicted model, not a curated record
CGAUUUAUUAAUUUCGGUAAUUUUCUCAUUUCCUUUCGUUCCCCUUCCUCCUCUCUCUCUCGAAAAAAAACUCAACCUUCAUUCUUUCCAAGCUCAACUUCCGAACGAAACCCUAACAAUUCAGACGCACAGAGAGAGAGUAAACCAGUUGAGCAAGCAACCCAGUUGUAUAUGGCGUGCGAGUCGUUGCGUUGAAUCGGCGAAAGAGGAUCUGAGUGGUCGGCGAUAAUUGAUAUUGGGUAUUGACUUGGUCUGAUGGGUGCUGCGGGCUCCAAACUCGAGAAGGCUCUCGGCGACCAGUUCCCCGAAGGCGAGCGAUAUUUCGGCCUCGAGAAUUUCGGGAACACUUGCUAUUGUAACAGCGUUUUGCAGGCACUUUAUUUUUGUGUUCCAUUUCGCGAACAAUUGCUUGAAUAUUAUUCCAGCAACAAAAGUACUGGGGAUGCAGAAGAAAAUCUCUUGACAUGCUUAGCGGACUUGUUUACACAGAUAAGUUCCCAGAAGAAGAAAACAGGUGUCAUUGCUCCAAAGCGUUUUGUUCAGAGAUUGAAGAAACAAAAUGAGCUUUUCCGUAGCUAUAUGCACCAGGUAUGUCUUUCCUUCUAACUACCAAAAUGUGCUUUUUCCUUUGUUAUGAAAUUUUUCUAGAAAUUUAUGUCCGAACAUUAAAAGAUUUAUUUGAAUAAUUGUAAAACAAUAUUAUUAAGGAUUUUAAUUUGAAAAAGUAUCACCAUCAUCUGUUGAAAGCUUGAGAACAAGCCUUAUGGGAUGAGUAAUGCUAGUGUAUCCAUGGUGAGGGCUACCAUUUGUCCGUUAAACUGUGAUUGUGUGUA